UCUCUCUCUCUCUCUCUCUCUCACACACACACACACACUCACUCACACUCUCUCUCUCUCUCUCUCUCUCUCUCUCUCUCACACACACACACACACACUCACUCACUCACACACUCUCUCUCUCACACACACACGCGGGGACUAAUUCAUGCUGAAGGUGGGAGCUGGGUGUGUGUGCAGCAGUCAUGGUGUGUGUGUCCGAGUUCUACAAAGGGAAGUGUGUGUUGAUCACCGGGGCGACUGGCUUCAUGGGGAAGGUGUUGGUGGAGAAGCUGCUGCGAUCCUGUCCUGAAGUUAAAGCUGUGUACCUGCUGAUCCGCACCAAACAGGGCCAGAGCUCACAGCAGAGGAUCCACACCAUGCUGCAGAGCAAGUUGUUUGACAGGCUCCGGGACGAGACUCCAGACUUCCAUAGGAAGAUCAUCCCAGUUAGCAGUGAGCUAACUCAGCCUGGACUCGCUCUGAGUGAUGAAGAUGUACAGACACUCACACAGCAUGUUCACAUCAUCUUCCACUGCGCAGCCACAAUACGCUUCGAUGAGCCGCUCAAACAUGCUCUGCAGCUGAAUGUGAUUGCGACACAUCAGCUCUUAUCUCUAGCUCAGCAGAUGCAGCAGCUGCAUGCCUUCAUUCACAUCUCCACUGCAUAUGCCAACUGCAACCGCCGUCAUAUUGAUGAGGUCAUCUACCCCCCACCUGUGGAGCCCAGCAAGCUCAUCCAUUCACUGGAGUGGAUGGAUGAUGCAAUUGUCCGUGACAUCACACCAAAGCUGAUCGGUGAUUGGCCGAACACGUACACUUACACCAAGGCCCUGGCGGAGUGUGUGGUGCAGCAGGAGAGUGGAAACCUGAAUGUAGGGAUCAUCAGGCCUUCCAUCGUUGGGGCCAGCUGGCAGGAACCUUUCCCUGGCUGGAUUGACAACUUCAAUGGUCCAAGUGGUGUCUUUAUUGCGGCAGGAAAGGGAAUCUUGAGGACAAUGAGAGCCAGUAAUGAUGCAGUAGCAGAUCUGAUUCCAGUCGAUGUGGUGAUCAACCUCACACUUGCUGCAGGAUGGUACACUGCAGUGCACAGACCGAAGUCUGCUCUGGUUUAUAACUGUACAACAGGAGGCAUUAACCCUUUCCACUGGGGAGAGAUCGAGCAUCAUGUGAUGUCAACGUUUAAGCGGAAUCCUCUUGAGCAGGCGUUUCGUCGGCCCAACGCUAACAUUACCUCAAACUACCUGAUUAAUCAGUACUGGAUCCUGGUUAGCCACAAGUUCCCUGCGCUCCUCUACGACUUGUUCCUGAGACUGUCUGGACAAAAACCUCAAAUGAUGCGGAUCUUUAACAGGCUACAUAAAGCCAUCGGACUGUUGGAGUAUUUCAGUAGUCAGGACUGGGAGUGGAAUUCUGACAACAUGAACAUGCUGAUGAACCAGUUGAGCACUGAGGACCGCAAGAUGUUUAACUUUGAUGUGCGUCAGUUAAAUUGGCCCGAAUACAUUGAGAAUUACUGUAUCGGCACCAAGAAGUACGUACUGAAUGAGGACAUGGCCGAUAUUCCAGCAGCCAGACAACAUCUGCGCAAACUGAGGAACAUCCGUUACACAUUUAACACCGUCCUGCUGGUCUUUAUUUGGCGUGUGUUUAUCGCUCGUUCUCAGAUGGCCAGAAACAUCUGGUACUUUGUUGUCAGUUUGUGUUUCAAGUUCCUUUCCUACUUCAGAGCCUCGAGCACCCUCACCAACUAGAAAAAAUCAUUCUACUGGCCCAGUCUCUUCCAGCGAUCCCUGUUCUUUCCCACAAUCUCCAGACUGUCUAAAUGUACUCCACUAAAGGUCAUACUGUGUCUGUGAUCAUGUGCAUAAACUUUUUGCAAACUAAUUUACUGGAGCAUUAUCCAGUAAGGCCGUAAUCCAUUGAGCGUUCCAUGGUCUGCCCCAGUCCCCUUGACUGUACCCUGGCCUGCCCCUUUUUCACUCAGGAGUAGCCUGCAUUGCAACUAGUCCACUGGCAUGCACCCUGGACCCUGGACUCCACUUGAAUGUACCCCGGUCUAAUCAAAGCCCACUGGUGUGUACCCUGAUACUUAGAACUGUCUGCACCCAGUCCACUGUAGUGUACCCUGUUCUGCUCCCAGGCAUCUGCACUAGACCGUUUUCUGCCUGCAGUCUACUAAAAUGUUGUGUUUAAUCUGUCCUGCAAUGAGUGUUCUUAUGUGUAUCCCUGUGUCUGCCCCAAGUCUAACCAAGUGCAUUAAAGUUUGCCCAAAUUUUGAUUAACCGUAACUCUGUCUGUACACAAUCUUUAUAAAAAUCCCACUUUGUACCAAAUUUAAAAGUCUAAGUUUCGGGCAAAAUCCUCAAAAAUAUUAACCUUAUCUGCCCCAGUCUACUCAGGUAGAACUCAGUCUGCCCUCUGUCUAUUCCACUUUAGUCCCUGCCUGUGUUAGCAUACCACAUUCUGCCCCCCUGUCGGUGUCAGUGUGCCUUGGUUGUAUUUAAAAAUACCUGUUUCCACUCGUCCCGUUUGUCAGCAUUAUUCCCAGCUUAUCCCUCAUUUUUCUUCAGUACCACACCUAAACUUUGGCCCUCUGCAUUUAUUGACCCUUUGUCAUCUGAUCCUUACACCACUGGAGAUCCUUACACCACUGGAGAUCCUUACACCACUGGAGAUCCUUACACCACUGGAGAUCCUUACACCACCUAGAAACUGGAGUAUUCUUACCAAAAAAACACAGCAAUCUACUGCUCAUGUCGAGGUCCAGCCCCUGCUAAUUAACCUCCUGUAAUUCAGACUCUUCCUGUCUUACUUUAAAUCAGCAACCAGUCUGCUAACAGUUUCCCCAGGCUAUCUGCCCCAGCUGUCCCGGGUGGAGUCACUGGGGUGGGAUCUCACCAUCAGCACCUACUACCGUUUUUAGAGCUUUUUCUCCUUUUAUAACGUGUUCUUUAAACAAAGAAAGAAGAAACAUAUAUAUAAAUAAAUAUAUAUAUAUAUAUAUAUAGCCACUGUUAUUUUACCUUGUCUGUAUAAAUGUCAUUGAUUUCUGUUUAAUUAAUGAUAGAAUUAUUAUUAUUAUGAUUUAUUGUUAUUAUUAAUUGCCCUCAAAUGCAGUUUUGUUUAUUUUGUUUUUUUAAAGAUUUGAAUUUUGACAGUGUUGAAAGAAGAUUGACUUAUCAAAAUCAGUUAAGAACGCUCUGGUGUGUGUGCACGUGUGUGCACGUGUGCGCACGUGUGCGCACGUGUAGUCAGGUCUAAAAGUCUGUGUUCACUACAGAGAUGUAUUUUUAUCUCAUGAGUUAUCUAACACUAAUGAACAUUCAGUCCACACCCACUCUCCCACACACCCACUCAGCCACACACCCACACACCCACUCUCCCACACACCCACUCUCCCACACACCCACUCUCCCACACACCCACUCAGCCACUCACCCACACACCCACUCUCUCACACACCCACUCUCCCACUCAGCCACUCUCCCACUCACCCACUCUCCCACACACCCACUCACCCACACACCCACUCUCCCACACACCCACACACCCACUCUCCCACACACCCACUCUCCCACACACCCACUCGCCCACACACCCACUCUCCCACACACCCACACACCCACUCUCCCACACACCCACUCUCCCACACACCCACACACCCACUCUCCCACACACCCACUCUCCCACACACCCACUCUCCCACACACCCACUCACCCACACACCCACUCUCCUAUACACCCACUCACCCACUCUCCCACACACCCACUCUCCCACCCACCCACUCUCCCACACACCCACUCUCCCACACACCCACACACCCACUCUCCCACACACCCACUCGCCCACACACCCACUCUCCCACACACCCACACACCCACUCUCCCACACACCCACUCUCCCACACACCCACACACCCACUCUCCCACACACCCACUCUCCCACUCUCCCACACACCCACUCUCCCACUCACCCACACACCCACUCUCCCACUCAGCUACUCUCCCACACACCCACUCUCCCACACACCCACUCUCCCACUCUCCCACACACCCACUCUCCCACUCUCCCACACACCCACUCUCCCACACACCCACUCUCCCACUCUCCCACACACCCACUCUCCCACACACCCACUCUCCCACACACCCACUCUCCCACACACCCACUCUCCCACUCUCCCACACACCCACUCUCUCACUCACCAACACACCCACUCUCCCACUCAGCUACUCUCCCACACACCCACUCUCCCACACACCCACUCUCCCACUCUCCCACACACCCACUCUCCCACACACCCACUCUCCCACACACCCACUCUCCCACUCUCCCACACACCCACUCUCCCACUCACCCACACACCCACUCUCCCACACACCCACUCUCCCACUCUCCCACACACCCACUCUCCCACUCUCCCACACACCCACUCUCCCACACACCCACUCUCCCACACACCCACUCUCCCACUCACCCACUCAGCCAUAAUGAUGAUGAUUGUGGUCUCUUCAUGACUCUGAAUCUGACCUUGAUCAUGAUUUAAUGAGGCGUCUUAUGAAAGUAAACUUUUUUACAUUUUUGAUAACUGAUGAAUGAAAACUGUUCUUUAUUUCUGAUUUAGUGCAGUUUGUAAUGUGUUAAAGCAGGUUUUAUAGCAGUAAUCAAUAAUCCUCAAUAAAUACUGGCAUGUUCAUACGCACUUCUGUGGUAUUAGCACUAAAUGCUAAAGGGGGCAUGUUUCAUUCUGUAAUAGCAGUGUAGCAUUCCAUCAUAUCUGCAGUUUUUCUUUAUGACUUACCAGAAACACAACCACAUAUACCUUUGGCUUGUGUAGCUAAUUUGCACUGAGCAGUUGUAUUUGGCAUGUUGGCUAAAUUCACAUUUUAACUUUGAGAUUAUUUUUCCAGUGCUUUCUAGUUUCAUUAUUAUAAGUUACUAAUCUUGCAUCUUGCUAGCUUAACUACCAUUUUAAAGAGGUACUGUAAAAAUAUAACUGUCCCUAGCCCUUAGCUUAAGGCUAAUUUUCCCAAAAUAAAGUUAGCCAAGUACACAUUUUACAGAAAUAUGAUCAGCUUGCUAAAUAAAAGUGAUAACUAGUUGCUAGUUUAUCUUUUACAUUGUUUAAUAAAGAAUUCUCAUGAUUGUAUCCCUCAAACUAGCAAACACUGACCUGACCUGAAGUUUUCAUUAAUUAAAAAACAACACAAAUGUUUAAUUUUGACCAGGAAUACAGUGACCUGUGGUGUGUUAGCCUGUGUGUAACACCCACGGUGUGUUAGCCUGUGUGUUACACUGUGGUGUGUUAGCCUGUGUGUUACACUGUGGUGUGUUAGCCUGUGUGUUACACCCGUGGUGUGUUAGCCUGUGUGUUACACCCACGGUGUGUUAGCCUGUGUGUUACACUGCGGUGUGUUAGCCUGUGUGUUACACCCACGGUGUGUUAGCCUGUGUGUUACACCCGCGGUGUGUUAGCCUGUGUGUUACACCCGCGGUGUGUUAGCCUGUGUGUUACACCCACGGUGUGUUAGCCUGUGUGUUACACCCACGGUGUGUUAGCCUGUGUGUUACACCCACGGUGUGUUAGCCUGUGUGUUACACCCACGGUGUGUUAGCCUGUGUGUUACACCCACGGUGUGUUAGCCUGUGUGUUACACCCACGGUGUGUUAGCCUGUCAGUUCUCAGCCGUCAUCCCUUUCUAUCUUAAUGCAGUAAGGACAGAAAGCUGAAGUAUUGUUUGAGCUGAUUGUAAUGUUUACUGAUGCACAGACUGCCCUCUGAUGAUAUGAUGCCAAACACAAUGCAUUUUUACAUUUUUAAUAAGAACAAAGUGUGUGUUUACUGUUCACGAGUGUUUCAUGUACUGUUCAUAACUGAAAGACGUUAUUUACACAGAUGCCAUAUUACAGUACAGAGCUUGUCUUCCUCUGUCAUGUCACAUGUUUUAAUGACAAGUUUAAUACAAAUCCAAUGAAGUGAGAAAUUGUAUUUAUUCUGCUUUAUUCUUUUUCAUGUUUAUCACACUUUUCUAUAAAUAAUACAUCCUAACACUUCAUUUUUCGACACCACAAACACCUUGAUGUCUUAAAAUAAAAGUGUGCAAUCAGAAA
Tachysurus vachellii is the source of this 6094-nucleotide messenger RNA. Its product is annotated as fatty acyl-CoA reductase 1. Lineage: Eukaryota; Metazoa; Chordata; Actinopteri; Siluriformes; Bagridae. Gene Ontology annotation, cellular component: peroxisome. The record is from RefSeq and is a predicted model, not a curated record. Gene Ontology annotation, biological process: long-chain fatty-acyl-CoA metabolic process. Gene Ontology annotation, molecular function: alcohol-forming very long-chain fatty acyl-CoA reductase (NADP+) activity. The transcript is spliced from 12 exons. Bases 186 to 1733 code for a protein of 515 amino acids.